Drosophila bipectinata is the source of this 1700-nucleotide messenger RNA. Its product is annotated as zinc finger protein weckle. Gene Ontology annotation, cellular component: nucleus. Gene Ontology annotation, biological process: regulation of transcription by RNA polymerase II. The record is from RefSeq and is a predicted model, not a curated record. Gene Ontology annotation, molecular function: zinc ion binding; DNA-binding transcription factor activity, RNA polymerase II-specific; RNA polymerase II transcription regulatory region sequence-specific DNA binding. Lineage: Eukaryota; Metazoa; Arthropoda; Insecta; Diptera; Drosophilidae.
UUAACAAAAAUAAAUAGGAAGUUCUUGUUGGGAAGAGUCGUAAAAUUAUUAUAAAAUUAUGAAGAUGAACAGCCACUGGUUGAACUGGUGUAGACUGUGCGCCAAAGACGACGCUACGACCAAUGUGAAAUUGCAAAGAAGCGAGCAGACUUGCCCACAGACUUGGGACAAUGUUCUUAUUGGGGCUAUUAGAAAAUUCUUUGAAGUGCAUAUGAUACUGGACGAUGAGUUGAGUAGCGUUUUGUGCACAGAGUGCUAUACUUUAAUCAGCGAAUUGAUCGAUUUUGCAGAGCAUGUAACCAAGGUGCAAGCAAUCUUCGAAGUGCUAAGGCGUAAAGGCGAUAUGCAACUGGAUGUGACUGCCCUCCGACAACAGUAUGGACUCUGCGUCGACGACUGGUCGCAUAUUAUCAAGCCUAUGCCAUCACCUGAAUUGCAGCACAAGAAUAGAUCUAAGGAGGGAAGUCCCAACAAAACAAACUAUGGCAAACAGGCAGAAACGGAUUUUGAGCUUGGACCUUUAUCAAACGAUACUCCAAACAAAAAUGAAUUCGGAAAUGCAAGAGUCCCAAAAAAAGAAAUGGAGUGUUAUCCCAAUAAUCUGGAUUUUGACAUUCUCAAGAGGGAAUUUAUUGAUCUCGGCCCAAUUUUAAUGGAGAACACUCUUGUUAACCAUUCCAGUCAUGAAGAUAUGGAAGAUGUAAUCGUGACAUCAAACUAUCCUAUCGAAUCUCGCUUAAAUCUUAGUUCCUCUUCAAAUUCUAUUCAGGAUAUAAAAUUUGAAGUAAGGGCAAGCUCCGGUAUGGAGUCUGUAAAUAUUUCUGAACCAACAUCUACGUUAGAAGAUGACGGUGUCUUAUCAGUAUUCCCAGAGGCAGAUGUACUAAAAUUGAAUAAAAAACCCAAACGCGGAAGGAUGGACUGUGGAAGAUGUGGAAAGGGGUAUAGAAAUCCGGCCUCCUAUCUUAAACACACUGAACGUGAAUGCCAAAAAGUCAAUCAAGAGGUAAAAACGGCCAAAACAACAUUUUGUGAUGUUUGCAAAAAAACCCUUUCAUCUGUCACAGCUCUUAAGCUCCACAAAGAGGGAAUGCAUCAAAACGUAAAACCAUACAUCUGUGAUAGUUGCGGCAAGCAGCUGAAGACGAUAACAGCCCUAAAUGAGCAUAAGCUCGUACACACUGAUAAUCGUCCAUUUGUUUGCACAAUUUGUAAGGCGGGCUUUAAAAACCGGGCCCGUCUCAAGGCGCAUAAUCAAAUACACGAGGAACCCAGCUUCGUUUGCAACAUAUGCGGCAAGAAAUUGCAAACGCGUCGAACGUGGAAUAUGCAUAAGGUUGUGCAUAUUGAGGAAAGAAGGUUAAAAUGUGAUGUUUGCGGUGCGCUUUUUAAGAGAUCUAAAACAUUAAAGACACAUUUGUUGAGUCAUACCGGACUAAGACCGUAUUUAUGCAAUUUUUGUGGUAAGUCCUUUGCGUGCAAUGCCAACUGCCGAUCUCACAAAGAAAAAAAACACGCCGAAGAAAUGCAAAAGGAUGAUGGUAUGCUCCAGCCUUCUCGUUUAAGUGUUCCGACACUGGAGGAACUACGCGUUAUGACAAAAAAAAAAUAGUGGGUUACAAUACACUGAGAAUACGCUACACUCGGCCCGGAAGGUAUAUCGAAGCUACUGAAUAGUUUGAAUGGACUAAGAAUGGAAU